Cylicocyclus nassatus is the source of this 369-nucleotide messenger RNA. Lineage: Eukaryota; Metazoa; Nematoda; Chromadorea; Rhabditida; Strongylidae. The record is from the annotation of a GenBank genome assembly.
AUGGACAAUAAGCAGCUUGACGCAUAUUAUCAGGAUCUCUCCUUUGAUCCUGCGGACAACAACCUCGAUAUAUUUAACAUAAGAUUACAGCACAAGCAGCUCACGUUUUCUCAAACAGAUCGUUCUGACUUCCUUGGACAACCUGGAACUGUCAACUCCUGGUAUCAGCCUGAAUUAAACUCGAUAACGUUCCCAGCUGAUAUUUUUCAACCGUCAUACUUCCGUCCGUUAUGGCCAGCAUCCAUCAACUACGGUGGCAUGGGUAUUGUUGCAGGCCAUGAACUGACUCACGGUCUUGACGAUGAAGGCGUACAAUGGGGUCCUUCCGGGGCUUUAUCGACUUCAUCGUGCACCAACUGCACCGGAUGA